GGCGCAUCAGGCGUCCGCCUCACUCACAGACUCUCUCACUCUCACUGACUCUUAAACUCAAUCAAGCUGAGCUUUUAAAGUGCUUGUCAGUGUUUGUGUCACUGUUUAAUGGUCCAAAACCGAGUGAAGAGACUGCAGUUUUCCAGCAGAAGAAAAUACAUUUAUUCUUUAUAUCAUGGCGACAAAUGUACUGUUGAUGUUACUGUCAGUUGUGUGUGUGAUCGGAUAUACGAAUUCAUGUCCUCGAAAUUGCGAGUGUUCCCAAUGGAAAGCAUUCGUUGUCUCAUGUAUGAACUUAGAUGUUAUUCCAACGUUUCCCCCAAUGACAGAAUUUUUAAGUCUCUACGAGUCAAGUCUGAUGUCAGUUCCCCAAGAUGCCUUUGCAAAUAUGGUCAAUAUAACAAGAAUCUAUCUGUCGGUGGAUGUCUCUCUGAGCAGGUUAGAGAAGCAUUCCUUCCACAACCUGAGAAAGCUUACUCAUAUAGAAAUAAGAAACACAAGAAAUUUGACAUUCAUCCAUCCAGAGGCUUUUAGGAAUCUCCCUAAAUUACAGUAUUUAGGCUUAUUCAACACAGGCCUCUCCAUCUUCCCUGUCCUGAACAAUAUCCAGGCUGAUGACUCAUACUUCCUACUAGAACUAAGCGAUAAUCCCUAUAUUACUCAAAUUCCAGCUAACGCUUUUCUUGGCAUUACCAAUGAUCUGCUGUCAGUGAGGCUGUACAGCAAUGGCUUUACGAAAGUCCAACAUCAUGCUUUCAAUGGCACAAAGCUGGACACAGUGUACCUGCAUAGAAAUAAACUGCUGACAUGGCUGGAUGAAAGAAUGUUUGCUGGGACUAGCAGUGGGCCAAUGCUCCUUGAUAUAUCAGAAUCGGCUGUCACUUCCCUACCUACCAGAGGUUUGGAGUCACUUCGGGAACUCUGUGCUCGGAAUGUUUGGACUCUCAAAAAACUACCACCGAUCAAGACUUUCCGACACAUGAUUACGGCAGACCUGACCUACCCCAGCCACUGCUGUGCAUUCAAAAACUUGAAGAAAAAAAGAGGGUACUUAGAGGACAUCAUAUGUAACCUAACUGCCAGGUAUAACCAACUUCAGAAGAGAUCUGUGGGAACUUUUACAAUCCCUGGCAAGCACAGCAGCAUGGAACCUGGAAUUGAAUCAGCUGAUAACCUCUUUAGGGACACCUACGACCACCAAGACUUUUACAGCAGACCGCAUUACCACACCUACUUUGGCGGGCACCCAGAUGAUGAUGUUGGCUUUGGCGAAACGCUGAAGAACCCCCAGGAAGACACCAGCCCUGAGUUUGACAGCCGCUAUGACUACAUUGUGUGUGAGGAGGGAGAGGAGAUUGCUUGUUUUCCUGCUCCUGAUGAGUUCAACCCAUGUGAGGACAUCAUGAGUUUCAGCUUUCUGAGGGUAUCUGUGUGGUUUGUCAGUUUGCUUGCUGUGUUGGGCAACCUGCUUGUACUGUUGGUGCUGCUUACCAGCCACUACAAAGUGUCAGUUUCAAGGUUUUUAAUGUGCCACCUGGCCUUUGCUGACCUGUGUAUGGGCAUUUACCUUCUGCUGAUUGCUUCUGUGGACCUCCACACACGUUCUGAAUACUAUAAUCAUGCUAUUGAUUGGCAGACAGGUCCGGGAUGCAACCUAGCUGGGUUUUUCUCUGUCUUUGCUAGUGAACUUUCAGUAUACACACUGACCACUAUUACUCUGGAACGCUGGUAUGCUAUCACAUACGCCAUGAGACUGGACCGUAAGUUGCGUUUGUCCCAUGCUUCAGUCAUAAUGCUGGUAGGCUGGAUCUUUUGCCUCUUAUUGGCUCUUAUGCCUCUCAUUGGGGUCAGCAGCUACCAGAAGGUCAGCAUUUGUCUGCCCAUGGACACCCAGACACUUGUGAACCAGAUCUACAUACUAUGUGUGCUUGUUUUUAACAUCUUGGCUUUUGUAGUCAUUUGUGCCUGUUACAUCAAGAUCUAUUGUGCUGUUCACAACCCCAGUCAUCAGUCUGCCAACAAAGACACCAACAUUGCCAAGCGCAUGGCUGUGCUCAUUUUUACAGACUUCCUCUGCAUGGCACCAAUUUCAAUUUAUGCUGUGACUGCUGCGUUGGACCACCCCCUCAUCACUGUGUCAAACUCCAAGAUCCUCUUGGUGCUCUUUUACCCUCUGAAUUCCUGCGCUAACCCUUUCUUAUAUGCUAUCUUCACCAAGGCCUUCCAAGGAGAUGUCUUUAUACUGCUCAGCAAAGUUGGUCUAUGUCAACGUCAGGCUCAGCUGUUCCGGGGUCAGACAAUAUCUUCGAAGGCAAGCAGCAGAGGAAUCACUAGACGUGAGAGGGAGCGAACAGGAGCAAAGGAUACCCCUAUUUCACUUCUAGAUUAUCCAGGCAACCCACCAGUCACCCAACAGCAGGAGGACAGUGAUGGGCAGGACACUUGAAACCUAUAUGUUAUUUUAGGCCACAACAACUGGAAUCCAAAAAGUUGGAGUCAAUUAAGUUGCAAUGCAGCAAAAAAGGACAGAAAAUUAAUUAAUUACCUGAACAAUCUGCAUUAAAACAAACUGAUGAAUUUUAGGUUGUAUAUUUAAUCUAUCAUGUUGCACUGGUAAUAGUAAGUGAUUGAUUGUACAAAAUAAUAUAGACAGUGGGCCUUGUUCACAAGCAUCAUAAAUCAAUGUGUAAAUUGUUCAUAAAUCAAUUAUUUUGUGACAGUUUGUGUUCAAUUCAAUACACUAAAAUUUAUUAAAGAAUCAUUUUAGAAUUGUUUUAAAAAUAAUUGUGUGUUUUGUGAAUGGUUUAUUAAGCUGUUUAACACCACAAAAGCAGUGCCAAGUCACCCAUGUUAACUGAGUACAGCAUUUAGAAUUAUAUUUCAUGAUCAAGUUUGUAAUUCUCAAUGGCCCAACCGUGAUUAACUAUUUUAGAAUUUAUGGUUAUAAUUUACAUCCUGAAAUACUAAAUUUUCUACAUAACUUCUAUUGCAGAUC
This is a messenger RNA of Carassius carassius (crucian carp), 2995 nucleotides long. RefSeq names its product thyroid stimulating hormone receptor (gene tshr). Bases 176 to 2446 code for a protein of 756 amino acids. NCBI's taxonomy places the organism in Eukaryota, Metazoa, Chordata, Actinopteri, Cypriniformes, Cyprinidae. Gene Ontology annotation, cellular component: membrane. Gene Ontology annotation, molecular function: protein binding; thyroid-stimulating hormone receptor activity. The record is from RefSeq and is a predicted model, not a curated record. The transcript is spliced from 10 exons. Gene Ontology annotation, biological process: G protein-coupled receptor signaling pathway.